AUGGGCUGGGUCCUCCACGCUUCUCCUCGGGCGGAGGCAGAGUCUCAAUAUCCGACAAUUAUCGCCAUCUGUGUUGUACUGUCUAUCAUCUCCAUAGCCGGCGUCGGCUCCAGACUAUGGAUUCGGUACACAGGCAGGGGUCUUGAAAAGGAUGACUGGAUGGCAGCAUUAUCCGCGGGGUUUGCCCUUACUUAUGCAAUCCUCUGUAUCGCUCAAACAAGAUACGGACUCGGACUUCCUAUUAGUUCCCGGCCGGCGAAAAGCCUUGUGAUAUAUACCAGGGUCAACUAUGCGGGCCGUCCCGUCUACCAAGUGGGAGUCUCCUUCUUUAAGCUCGCCCUCCUCAUCAGCUACCUACGGCUUUUGCAAGGCACCAACCAUAAAACAUAUCGACGUAUUGUGUACUUCGCCAUUCUAACUGUGUUCGUUUCGCAUCUUGCAUGCGCGUUUUGCCUCAUCUUUGCCUGCGAUCCAGUGCAAAAGUCGUGGGAGCCGUUGAUGAAGGGAGGCAGAUGCUUAGCACCAGGCCCCUCAUUUACAGCAUAUGCCUUUGUGACGAUUGUCUCGGACAUUGUUGUCGCUGCGCUUCCAGUCCCGAUGCUUCUCGCUCUCAACAUCCCCACAGAAAAGAAGAUAGGGCUAGUUGGAAUCUUCGCCCUGGGACUUUUUACAACGCUUUGCUCCGUCUUUCGUUAUCUCCAGAUCAACAGGAUCCAAUUUGGCGAUGGCAACUCGACCAUGUUGAUCCUCUGGGGUGUUAUUGAGUUUAAUGUCGGGAACCUCGUUUCUUCGUUACCAUUUCUUGCUCCAAUAUUCAUCAAGAAAACGAGGGGUUACCGAUCGAAACAGUCCAGUGGCAACGGGUCCAGCGGCUCCUGGAUGAAGUGGGGGAAGGGCUCCCGAUGGGAAAGCAAGGGAGCUUACAAGCUUAGUGACAGGCGUCAGAAUCAAUGUGCCUUUGGGUCAGCAGACGACAGCUCUUUGAAUGAACUAGGCUGCAGAAAAGUCAUACACUAG
Molecule: messenger RNA, 1017 nt
Organism: Geosmithia morbida
Lineage: Eukaryota; Fungi; Ascomycota; Sordariomycetes; Hypocreales; Bionectriaceae
Exons: 4
Coding region: 1-1017 (338 amino acids)
Source: RefSeq, a predicted model, not a curated record